Symbiodinium sp. CCMP2456 is the source of this 1251-nucleotide messenger RNA. The record is from the annotation of a GenBank genome assembly. NCBI's taxonomy places the organism in Eukaryota, Dinophyceae, Suessiales, Symbiodiniaceae.
AUGGUGGGGAAACGCAUCAGUUUGGAGAAGAACCUCCUGAACGCCGGCAAGCAGGAGCUCUCGGCCAACCUCGAGCGCACGGCAUUGUGCUCGUUCUUUGCCAUGGGCAAGUGCCUAAGGGGAAAGGAGUGCAAGUUUGCCCACGACAUGACUCAGAUCAGGCCCAAACCAGAUCUGACCCGCACCAGCCUGUGCCACGACUUCAUGCGGAAGGGUUCUUGCAAGAGUGGGAGCAAGUGCAAGUACGCUCACGGGGAAGCACAGCUGCGCGGACCGAAAGGGGAGCAGAAGAAGCCGCUGGCCGCUGCACCCGCUGCUGUGGUAGAGCCGCUGCUUUGGGAUCCCAUGGGUUUGGAGUUGGAAGCACCGCAAGGCCAAGGUGUCAAGGAGCCCUUGGCUCCGAUGGACGCAUUGAUCCCGGUGCUGCAGAGGCUCAUGGGCAAACGACAGACACGUCCAAAGAGCCCUCAGAGCCCUCCGACUCCUGUCUCGGAGGAGAAGAAAGCUGAGACAAAGACGGCCCGAUAUUGUCAGAUUCCGAACGACAAAGAGUGCGGUUCUCCACUGCCAGAAUCCCUGUCGAGUCAUCCCUUCAAGGUCGUACUGCGAGCGGAUGGCCAGAUCACGUGUGCGGAAGCCGUUGAUGUCUACCCCGUGCUUCCCAAGGACUUGGCCUUUCCUAUUCAUGUCAAGAACACGUUCUUGGACUUUGAUUCAGAAAUCCCUCCUUGCGACUUCAUUCGAUUCUGCACAGAGCCAGCGGAUCUUGGGCGGGGCGCUGUCAGCGUGGCAAAGUCCAUGAUCCGAGAGCUGGUCGAGAGGGCUGCAGAUAUCAAGGAUCCCAAAGAGAAGCGGGAAGCAUUGGAUCAAAUUGUGCUACUUAGCGAAAGCUCCCAAAGCCUCGCCAGCAGCGUCGCGCCGGAUGUGGAAGUAGGUACUCCUGUCUACGAUGGCCCGCUGAGAUACAAGACGCUCGAGCAGAUGUUCGAUGUGUACUUGGAUGGUGUCAUGGAGGGUGUGCAGCAGCAGACGAAAGCAAUGAUGCAAGCCUUUUCUGGCGGAGAGGAUGCAUCUGGCGCACAGCCGUCCGUGGCGGAGAUGACGGCCAGAGCUGAGCAAGCUGACAAGGCUCAAACCACCCUGGCUGCCAUCUUCAAGAUCUCCGAGGGCAAGGUUCAGAAGUUGUUGGACAAGAAAGGUGAGAAGAUGCAGAAGGAUCUGCUGGGUGGUCUUCUGAGCGGCGAAGCCUGA